CAUUGAGAAUUUACUCUCUCUCGCUCUCGCUCUCGCUCUCGCGCAGUGCGGCUCCUCUGCCUUUUCGCUUAUCGCUUCCUUCACUGUUUGACUUCAUUUUUGUUGGAAAUCUAAAGCAGACUCUGUUUUCCGCUGUUCUUUGUUUCUCUUGAUCCAGUUUAUCCAAAUUCAGAGAUUUUUUUUCGGUCUUCUGAUUCCACCUAAAAACGUAAAAGAAAGUAUUAAAUUUGUAUAGAAAAGUAGCAAGAUUGAGUUGCAGGUUAGGGAUCAUCGCCUGUUUGAUCAUCUUAGGUUCGCUUUUCCAGCUUUUAGUUCUAGCAGGAGAAAUUAGAGGUUCACACUUCACUCUGAUCUGGAACCUGUUGUUACCAGCUACAUUCAGCUCCAGGUUUUGAGAUUUCGUCCUCUUUUAUUCAUCCUUUUUGCCUUCUUGAAUUAGUUAGUUCAAUUAGGGCUUUCUUACUUCAUUCCCGAUCUAGCUGCAUCUACUUGUACUAGAGAAAUUGAUUGUUUUCUCUCUCAAAUUGGAUUGUUUUAUUGCUAUAGAAGUGAUAUUCAGGCCUUCUGCUCUCUUCAGAUCUCAGACUUGGAACUUUGAGCUGAUGUACAUUCCAAAAGAUCUCAAUAUACGUGUUCUGUAAGCGAAGCUCGCUUGUGAAGUAAAGGUUGUAUCCACCUUCUGAUUUUGUUUAAGUACGAGUUAUCUGAAGAUUCUGGUUCUAGUUAUUUCGGUUCGUCGAAUUUGUGGGAUGUUCCUCUUGAUUUCUCGCUUUGGAAGAUUUUAAGCUUUCACUUCUAAGAUGCAACCUGAUCAGCGGAAGAAGGCAUCUGCUGAGGUAGAUUUUUUCACAGAGUAUGGUGAGGGGAGCAGGUACAGAAUAGAAGAAGUAAUAGGUAAAGGGAGCUAUGGUGUUGUUUGCUCCGCAUAUGAUACUUACACUGGGGAGAAAGUUGCAAUUAAGAAGAUCAAUGAUAUCUUUGAGCAUGUCUCUGAUGCUACACGCAUUCUUCGUGAGAUUAAGCUUCUUAGACUCCUCCGUCAUCCUGAUAUUGUGGAAAUUAAGCACAUCCUGUUGCCUCCUUCAAGAAGGGAGUUCAAAGACAUAUAUGUUGUUUUUGAGCUUAUGGAAUCUGAUCUGCACCAGGUUAUUAAAGCAAAUGAUGAUUUGACACCAGAACAUUUUCAGUUCUUUCUUUAUCAGCUUCUUCGAGGCUUGAAGUACAUACACACAGCUAAUGUUUUUCAUCGAGACCUAAAACCAAAAAACAUCUUAGCAAAUGCUGACUGCAAGCUUAAGAUUUGUGAUUUUGGUCUUGCAAGGGUGGCUUUCAAUGAUGCACCUACAGCCAUAUUUUGGACAGAUUAUGUUGCAACAAGAUGGUAUAGAGCUCCAGAAUUGUGUGGAUCCUUCUUUUCAAAGUACACACCGGCAAUAGAUAUUUGGAGCAUUGGAUGCAUCUUUGCUGAAAUUUUAACAGGGAAACCUCUCUUUCCUGGAAAAAAUGUGGUCCACCAGUUGGACUUGAUCACAGAUCUAUUGGGAACACCUUCUCCUGAAGCCAUUGCCAGGGUACGUAAUGAGAAGGCACGCAGAUAUUUAAGCAGCAUGCGCAAAAAAAAGCCUAUACCUUUCUCCCAAAAAUUCCCAAAUGCAGAUCCUCUUGCUCUUCGUUUGUUGGAAAGGAUGUUAGCAUUUGAACCCAAAGACCGACCCACUGCUGAGGAGGCUUUAGCAGAUCCCUAUUUUAGAGGCUUGGCCAAGGUUGAGAGGGAACCUUCUGCUCAACCUGUAACCAAGAUGGAGUUUGAGUUUGAGAGGAGGAGGAUAACAAAGGAGGAUGUACGAGAGCUCAUUUACAGGGAGAUUCUUGAGUACCAUCCUAAGAUGCUGAAAGAGUUUCUGGAGGGAACUGAAUCAACUGGUUUUAUGUAUCCAAGUGCUGUUGACCAAUUUAAGAAGCAAUUUGCAUACCUUGAGGAGCAUUAUGGAAAUGGUGCAACAGUUGCUCCACCUGAGAGGCAGCAUGCAUCAUUACCCAGACCUUGUGUAUUAUACUCAGACAAUACAGCACAAAGUUCAGCAGAAGUUACUGGGGAUCUCUCCAAAUGUAGCAUCAAGGAAGUUGAGAAGACACAACCAGACAGGGGUUGUGGGAUUCCUACAACAAGGGUUCCUCUACAAGUACCUCAGAGACUCCAAGGUGCGAAGCCUGGGAAAGUUGUUGGCUCAGUGUUGCGGUACAAUAACUGUGGAGUAGCGGCAGCAACAGAGGCUCUUGAGCAGCGAAGAAUGGCCAGAAACACUGCCGUCACAGCUCAGUGUGCUCCUAGUUGUUCAUAUCCAAGAAGGAACCCUGGCUGUAAAAAUGAGAGUGGAGAAAGUGAAGGACUUGAAGGAUCCAAUUCGGUGCAACCAAAGCCACAGUUCCUUGCAAGGAAAGUCGCUGCAGCUCAGGGUGGGCCUGGAAGUAACUGGUAUUGAUUACAUGAGGCGUCUUCAGUGGGUAGUCAGCAAUAUUUCUUCUGCUCUACAUCGAGUCAUAUCAGACAGCAACAGGAACAUAGCUCGGCACGAAUCAUGGUUUCUAAUAGAACAAAGAAUGUGCUAUAAAUUGCUGAUAAUGCAGUGCACCAUGAAUUCCAUAUUUAACAGUGUCUCAGCGGCAGAGCUUGCACAAUGGUGGCAGUUCUACCUUACUGUUGGGGAUGAUGGUUGUUAGUUCCGUUGUGCGAAUUACUGAGUGAAGUAGAUAAGAUAUGGAUGGAUUGGCCAUGACCUGAUUGCUGCUCAGUCAAAAUCAAAGCCCAAAAUAGCAUUUAUCAAUUUCAUACGAACGAUACAGGGAGGAGAUACUGUUAUUUUAACCCCUAUUAACUUACUCUUUCAUUUUCACCAUCUCCAUUCUCCAGAUUGCAAUGCCAAAGGAGCCAUGACCCAUGAAGUCCAUCUCUCUCUCUCUCUCUCUCUCCCUCUCCUCUUAUGAAUGUUCCCCUUCACAAUAAUUAUGUGGACUCUGCAUCUUUGAAAAUAUGGUCAUUUGCAAAAAUAUUUUUUUCAGUUGACAUUUGAAUAUCAUAGUAUUGAAUAUAAAGCCAUUCCAAUGUUUUGUACUCUA
This is a messenger RNA of Nelumbo nucifera (sacred lotus), 3117 nucleotides long. The record is from RefSeq and is a predicted model, not a curated record. NCBI's taxonomy places the organism in Eukaryota, Viridiplantae, Streptophyta, Magnoliopsida, Proteales, Nelumbonaceae.